GCAGCACAAUGUCCGCCAUCGCCCGCACGGCGGCUGCGCUCCCCGUGCCGCCCGCGCCGCCGCUGCUCCGCCUCCAACUCCUUCGCCUCCUCCUUCACCUCCUCCUCCUCCUCCGCCUCCUCCUCCUACGCCGCCUCCCGCUGCCGUCGUCCCAGGCCGCCGUCAGCCUCUAGCCGCCCCCGGCCCGACAUGGCGAGCUCGUGCGCUGUGCAGGUGAAGCUCGAACUGGGGCAUCGUGCCCAGGUGCGCAAGAAGCCCACGGCAGAGGGCUUCACGCACGACUGGGUGGUGUUCGUCCGAGGGCCUGAGCACAGCAACGUGCAGCACUUUGUGGAGAAGGUGGUCUUUCAUCUGCACGACAGCUUCCCCAAGCCAAAGCGAGUAUGCAAGGACCCGCCCUACAAAGUUGAGGAGUCGGGCUACGCCGGCUUCACCAUGCCCAUCGAGGUGUACUUCAAGAACAAGGAGGAGCCUAAAAAGGUGUGCUUUGAGUACGACCUGUUCCUGAACCUGGAGGGCCACCCACCUGUCAACCACAUCCGCUGCGAGAAGCUCACCUUCAGCAACCCCACCGAGGAGUUCCGCCGCAAGCUACUGAAGGCCGGCGGGAUGAUGGUGUUGCCGGAUGGGCCAGGUCCUGCCGCAGCACCUGGCCCGGGCGCCGGGCCUUAUGUGGGCCAGCACCCAGCCCAUGCUGCUCUGUCUGCUGCGGGAGUACCGCCUCCACCCUCCUCCGCCAACCCUGCAGCCAUGGCCGAUCACAAGCGCAGCAAGCCACCCCACGGGGCAAAGGAGCCUACAAAGGGUGGCUGCAGCAGCAGCACAGGCUUGCAAAAGCCUCACAAAUAUUCCAAGGACCACAGAGAAAAACCAACCAAGGACUCGAAAGAGCACAAGGGCUCCGUCAAAGAGCCUCACUGGGAUCCAGGCAAAUUUGUCAAGGAGCCACCCAAGAGGCCCAAAGAGGUUGUGGGACGCCCCUCCAAGGAAGACGCCCGUGGUGGCGGCGGUGCCAGCGGCACGCCGACGAUGGCCUUUAAGGAACCCAAGCCUCUGCACAGCGAACACAAGUCCAGUGCUGCCGCAAGUAGUGGCAGCGGCGGCAGCAGCAGCGCUGCCUCAGCUUCUGCUGGAAGCGUCGCCAUUGGCGGCAGUGGUGGCUACCAGUCCGAGUCGAGAUCUGGCUUGGCCAAGCGCUCGGCCGUGGUGGAGCAAGAGGAGCUUGUGGCCAAGAAGAGGAAGAAGAGCACUUCGGAUUCGUCAGCCAAGACCCAGACGGCGGCUGCGUCUCCCACGGCCGUGGAGAGGCGGCAGGCCAAGGCAUCGGGGAAACCGGCCGGCAGGACGAAGGGAGGCGACGCGGAGGCCGUUGCUCCCGAGAAGAAGAAGGCGGCACCUCCACCACCGCCGCCGCCGCCGCCGCCGCCGCCACCACCACCACCCACCGUUGAGGACCCCAAUGACUCGGAGUUUGAGGAGGACAACAGGUCGACCAAGUCAGAGUCCGAGCAGACGAGCCCUGCCAGCUCCAGCAGCAGCAGCAGCAGCUUCACGUCGGUUCAGCCUGGCGGCCAAGGAAUCCUCAACACCUUCAUGCAAGAGCUGAGUAACUCGGAAGAGGAGGAUGAGGACGAAAACGGCCUGGAGGAUGGGCGGAGAGGGGGCGGCAGGAGAAACCACCGGUUAAGCGACGGCAGUGACAGUGAGAGCAGCAGGAGCCCUUCGCCACCUCGGACAGACCCCCCACCAAAAACCACCUCCACCAAGGCGCCAGGGCAGAAGAGUUCAGUAAAGCAGGAGAAGGUGGACAAAGCUCUGAGGAGUGAUAAGGCAUACCUGGACGAGCUGGUGGACCUGCACAGGAGGCUUAUGGGGCUGAGAGAGAGACAUGUACUACAGCAGAUUGUGAACCUGAUUGAAGAGACGGGCCACUUCCAAAUCACAACAACCACCUUUGACUUUGACCUCUGCAUGCUGGAUAAGACGACAGUUCGUAAACUGCAAAGCUACUUGGAGACCAUGGGCCGUUCCUGAUGGGGAGCAUGGUUGAGACAAGUGGACAAUGUACAGACCUGAGCAAGCCUGUUGAUCUUUAUUUUCACCUGUCCAUUUUGUACGUGUCCCCGAAUCUGUGAAACCGUCUUGCUGUGUCCUCUUCCUGCUCCACUUCAUCCUCGCUCCUCAACGGCCGCCAUUGGGCCCGGGCCUUGCCGCUUUCCCAAGGACAUUGAUGACGGCAGUCCCUCGCACUUGCACCAGGAAGCAUUGAGAACUCCCAUUCUUAAAACUGUAGCCCAGAAGAACAAGCGGCCGGAGACAGUCUUUGCCCAGUGAUCAAUAUAAUAGCAGACCACGCAUCAGAGAGGCUGCAGUCACCUGGAUCACACUGUUUUAUCUCCAUGAAUGAAGGAGGAGAAUCGGCUAUGGUGUUUGUGUGCGUUUUGGUUUAGCGCUUUCCCAGGGUCAACAUGAAGUUUGUAACAUUAAGCCUGGGGAUAGGGUUCAGCCGUCCAUUAUUUUGGACUCUUUGAGAGUCGUGUGAACAAAGCCCAUUGCACCUUUUGGAAUCAGCAGAAAACACAAAGAACCUUUCCUGAACAAUCAAAACUGAAGAUCUGUACACUGCCGCAUUUUUCAUUGAACUUAUUUUUUUUACUUGUUAUAUUUUCGCACUUGUUUGUCCACUGUGUACAUGAUUACCAAAAGAAAAGUAAUAUUGGGCUUAAAGAGUAAUGAGAAAAAGACAAAAAAAUUACAUGGUGAAAAAAAAAGCUCUGAUAAGACAUCGAUGAGAUUUUGUAAAAUUCUGAAAUGCUGUUUUUUUGUGGGUGUGUAGCACGUUUUCGAAACUUGUUGAAAUACCCAUCCAAUGCAUAUUUUGAUAUUCAGGGCUCAAGUGCAAAACAAAAUGUGCUUUGGUUAUUUUGGGAUCUUUAUUCUUUUUUUCUAAAAUAACAAUGAAAACAAAAAAAAAUUGAAAUGGAAGCCAUGUCCUGUAAUGAGCCAAAGUCCGAUCCAUAGCACAGAGAACCCUGAAGGUAACAUUGCAAGUUGCUUUUCCAGUAAUGUGCUAAAUUGUGUAGCGUUACACUCUGUAUUACUGAAAGUGCUUUUGCAUCGAAAAGCAUUUAUCCAUUUUUUUUCCACUCGCAUUCACUCUGUUUUUCUGCAUCGUUUUAAACGUGUACGUGAUGUGCUUUUUAUGGAAAUUAGUUUUUAUAUUUUUAAAGGAUACUCGUUUACAUUUUAAUAUCCAUGUACAUUCAGUCGGAGUAUUUUUUUCUCUCUUUAAUGGAGACGAGAAUGUUGGUGGGGUAUUUGAACAGAAUAGCGUAAUCGUCAUUGGUCUUUUGAGUGGCAUUUCAUAGACCUGGAAUUCAUUUAUAACCACGCGCAGAGUUCAAUCGAAGCGCAUCAAACGAUAUUCAAUGAACGCUAAGUGAAUAACGUUAGAAUGCCCAAUUAUGAUUAUGUUGAGCCCCAUUUCAAAUGUAUAUGAACCAGUUUAUUGACUGUUUUUGACAUCUCUCGAGAUUUAUCGCAGUUAAUGUCAUGGCUGUAGACCAGUGAGCUUCCACGGCGCGAGGGAGCGUUUCGCUUAGCUCUCGUUUAAAACUGGAGUACGAGGCCGGAUUGUGAUAUUGUUACAACCACAUUUGUAGAUGGCGCAUAGUUAAUAUGAUUAACCAGGCCCAGCAAUUACACUGAUUGGCUGUCUACCGCCCGUCCCAACAAUCUAACACCUGGGCUGUUUUCUCGAGCCUCUUUUUUUUACCUUUUUCAGUUUGAUUUUCAACAGAUAGAGGUUUUUUUCUCUCACACCUGAAAGAUAUGUCUUAAGAGUUUGUUGCCUCUUAGAGGCAUGGAACACACGCACCUACUCACGUGUGCGUGUAUACAAGGACUGGUUGUAGAGUCUUGAGAAUGUGGUAUUUAAAAAAGCUGCACAAGCAUUUUAGGUUUGUUAAGCCGGUUUUGUUCAAUUUAUACGAAGAAGUCACCGUAUUCAGAGUAACAAUUGCUGUCUGAGCUGAGUGCAUGCAUUUAAUAUCCCAUUCUCAAAACAUUUAACUGUUUUUAUGUGUAUACUGUGCAUAAAAAAAACGGCAAUGUGUACCUAACGUUGCACUCACCUGGUCCGUGAACACUUUUGGUAUUCUCUACUGUGCAGUCCCAUAUUGCACGGUACAUACUUCACGUCCGUUCAUUAUGGCUUAACAGACGUGGCAUUCCCAGCCAGUGCCUAUUGAAACAAAGAAGUAAAGGUCAGUUGUUUUUAAUUCCACGGUCUUAGUUACCACUGUAGGUUGUUGUAGAAAUUUUUUUAAAGAAAUUAUAUUUAUUUUCAAUAAACAUUUGUUAAUUGUAGCCAUUUUUUCUUCUUAUUGAUUUUUUAAAAGAUAUAUAGAUAUUAAAAUAAAGUUCCAGUUUCUAUGUUGCUAUUUAUAAGCGGCGGUGGUGUUUUUAUUCCACUGAGUAAUGCGCACGUAUGUCAUCUGUAAGUGAUUCAAAUAAACUGAAUAAAAUGUAUGUAUCACGUGAAAUGAUGUUGCAAUUGUUGGGCAACUUGUAAGGUUAAAAAAAAGCUUUUUUUAUAUGUAUAAAUUAAAGACCAGGCUGAUCGUGCACAUAAUUUAUGAUGAACAAUUAAAAGAUGAAGAGUAAAAAAAAAGUUGGAAAAUAAGACUUGUGUAAUCUCGCUGUAAUCUUUCAUCGUACAGCUCCUCUUUUGGUAGUUUAGGGUGACAACGUAAUCGGCUCCCGUAGUCUUUGAACAAGGUUCACAUUCGUGUAUGCACGUCUCAGUGGCUUGUUUUUUUAGGGCUGUUACAUGUAACUGGUAAAUAUUAUCGCACUGAAUUUAUGUAUCACGUGUUUGUGAGCGUGCAGAAAUUUAACAUGAGAAAAAAAAAACCCUUUUCCGCCCAGGCAAAUAAAAAAUAAUGCUUUUUAUAUAAUACCAUAUUUCUGUGAAUAGCCAAUUGCCUUACGCCUGUAACAUUAAAACCCUUAUUGUAGAUUAUAAUACCACGUUGAGGUAUCAGUCGAAUAUUUUGGUUAAAUGCCGAACCACUGGGUGGAAAAGGUUGUAAUAACAGGCAAAGUAGCCACUUCCUGCUUUGUAGGCUUGAAAAUUAUAAUCUGCGUUGUCAUGUAGAAGUUCGGUACUCUAUUUGCAGGCAGACUCAACUACUGUAGGCCUUUUCUGUAUGCUUCUUACUUAUGUUUGUACAUUUUUUCUCAUUUUAUAUGCAAGGAAACAAAAUUAAACUUGUUUUCUAUACAC
This is a messenger RNA of Petromyzon marinus (sea lamprey), 5287 nucleotides long. RefSeq names its product protein AF-9-like. Gene Ontology annotation, molecular function: chromatin binding. NCBI's taxonomy places the organism in Eukaryota, Metazoa, Chordata, Hyperoartia, Petromyzontiformes, Petromyzontidae. The record is from RefSeq and is a predicted model, not a curated record. Gene Ontology annotation, cellular component: transcription elongation factor complex. Gene Ontology annotation, biological process: positive regulation of DNA-templated transcription.